Suillus subalutaceus is the source of this 546-nucleotide messenger RNA. RefSeq lists its product as uncharacterized. The record is from RefSeq and is a predicted model, not a curated record. The transcript has 4 exons. NCBI's taxonomy places the organism in Eukaryota, Fungi, Basidiomycota, Agaricomycetes, Boletales, Suillaceae. Bases 61 to 546 code for a protein of 161 amino acids.
UGCGGCCUUUUCCACUGAUGGAAAGCUGCUAUCCACGGGUGAUAAUGAAAACGCGUACGUAUGGGACGUUCGAGCCAUCCUCAAAACAGCUGGCCUAGAAGACCUCCUGCUAAUGCUAUGCGACGUCCACCCAUCCGUCAAGUGCCAGCAGGCUUUUUCGAUAACGUACAAGGCCGUGAUCCUGCGUCCACUACCAGCCGUGUCCAUCCUGAUCCCUCUCUACGUCGCCGCCGCCAUACUUUUGCACUAUCCUGGGGAUCGCGUCCACGUGCGCUCCUCGCUCGCCUUCCUGAACUCUUCCGCCGUUCCCAAUCCAACGCUGAUGAACCAAUCAAAUCUCAGCAACGCCCGGGGCCCAGUACCUCCUCUCGUCGCAGUCCUCCUGUUGUCGAAGUUCCUGCACUAGAUGACAAGAAGGCACUGUAUACUGCUCGACGACCGGAACGAGCUAGCGAUAAGGCAAAACGCAUCAAGAACCCGAAAUGGUGGGUUCGUGUUGUGUUGUUCCUCUGCUGUGCAUCUCCUUCCACCGAUGGUAGUCAUUAA